AUGGAUAAAGUUAAUGAAAUUGUAUUGGAGUCGGCUGUUGUUAUCCUUGGUGGCGGAGUUGAUAAAGAUGGAACGCCGAUCGUUACAUUUCCGGUUGACUCGGCAGACCUUCUAGAUAUAUAUUCGUGUAAAGAUAUUUUACGUCUGAUGCAAGCUUUCGUUGAUUUGUCUGGCGGACAAGUGACCGUUGUUGCUGACCUACAGGAAGGAUGGACAGAGGCUAUUACUGACAAAUUAACAUACCUACUGAAUGAAUUACAGGAUACAAGAAAACGUUGUAUAAAGAAAGCAUAUUUCGUGAAACCGUUUGUGAAAACAACGAAAAGACUCCUAAUCAGGAAUAACUCAAAUACAAGGGAGAAUAGAAAGAUCAUACCUUUGUAUGAUACAGAAUAUCUUAACCAUGUCAGAGAUCUUUACGAAUUUAUAGACAAAUCUCAGCUGUCCACGGACUAUGGUGGGACGAUGCAAUACAACCACAUAGCCUGGGUUGAUUUUCAACGGACAUACAUACCUAUCAUAACAGCUGGAAGAGAAGCUCUGGUUGCACUGGCUUAUAUUAGAAAUGAAAUUAAUAGACUGAAAUAUCAACCACUGACAAAAUCUUCUCAGAUAUCUCAAGGCAAGGAAGGUUACAAGUACCAAAAUCUUAUCAACCAAUACAAAGUUCGAGAAACUAUCAAAAGUUGUGAAGACGCUAUAGAGAGAUUAGAGCACCCAGAAUGCGACCCUAACCUGAUGCAGACUCAUGCAGCAGUACUACUUGAUACAACAAACAAGUUGAAAGAAAUUCAUUUUAAAAUAACGACGGAAUUGGCGACAAUGGACGCUGUCAUGAUGAGGUCGGACGCUGAACACGCCUUGAUCGUGAAACUAGAAGAAUGUGAAGACCAUACAACUGAGGUAGAAGAAACUAUUGAGUUAAUGUUACAACGUGUUCAAGGUUUACCGUGGGUUGGUACAAAUGUUGAAGAAGCAAAGAGCUACAGAGAUAAAUUCGUAGAAUCUGUUCUGACACCAUCUAAGGAUAUUGUUUCAUGUGCAUCAUCUAUUCUACAAGAUCUCGAAUGCGGGAAAAACACCACACAGACGACCUAUGCAAUGUCUAUCAAUAUUGCAAAGAGACUAACAGAGGGUCUUCAACCAUUUACAAAACAUUUAAAUGAAAUAAAUGAAGCAUACAUUCGGAUUCAUUUAUUUCACGUCAUUUCAGAUAAGAUUGAGCGGUGGAAGCAAAAGGCAACACUCUUUUUGACAAAACUUACCCUACAGGAACAAAAGGACAGAUCAAAUAAUUCAAGUACAAAUGAGAAUAUAGAAGUACUCGAUGAAAAUGAAAACAAGUUGAAGAGAAGUAGUGACUUGCAUUUAGAUUUAGACAAACUGUUAUUACCUGAUAAAAAUGAUACACCAAAUAAGUGUAAUAGAAUAGCCGCUCCCAAGAACUGGCAAAUUUUACUAACAACGUUUUACAAAAAACAUCCACCACCGGAGAAGAAACACGUGAGACUGCUGAAUAAAUUUGUACCAAAAUAUAUCCAAGAGAGGCAAAAGCUGGAAGCUGAAGUUCUGGCUGAAAGAGUUUUGUUCAUACUUCAGAUGUUAAAUAGGAAUGAAUUCAAACCGGAAGAUAUUCAACUGAUACAAACUUGGUCUUAUAAAAGCAAAACAAGUCAUCUCGACAGUUCUAGAUAUAUGGUGACACUUGUGUGAUUUUAAUGAAUACAUGAUAAC
This is a messenger RNA of Ruditapes philippinarum (Manila clam), 1734 nucleotides long. Its product is annotated as guanine nucleotide exchange factor DBS-like. The coding region runs from base 1 to 1713 and encodes 570 amino acids. The record is from RefSeq and is a predicted model, not a curated record. Gene Ontology annotation, molecular function: guanyl-nucleotide exchange factor activity. Gene Ontology annotation, cellular component: cytoplasm. The transcript is spliced from 9 exons. Lineage: Eukaryota; Metazoa; Mollusca; Bivalvia; Venerida; Veneridae.